AUGGCCGAGCUCGCAGUGACGACCGAGACCUUCGUCCGCGAUGUGGAUCAACAAACGGCCAUUGACGAUGCGGACGAUGAGGACAUUGCGUACGAGCCGGAACAACAGACACACAUCGAGGAGCCAAGGCUAGACAUAGACCCUCUGGAAGAAUUCCUCAAGCCUUUGGUGCCCGAAGAAUCGCGGCUAUACAAUCUGGCCCGCCGCUUCUCCGAGGUUUAUCGACAUCUUGCCUUAACAUCAGACCAACAAUUCCUCCCUACCCCCGUGACUCGACUACCCAGUGGCGAAGAGGUGGGCCGCUAUCUGGCAAUCGAUGUGGGAGGCAGUAAUCUACGAGUAGCCUUUAUUGAGUUGCUGGGGGAAGAUGCCGAUUCCGACAAGAGUCCCAGCGAUAAAUCGCGCGAGACAAUCCGCAAGGCCCAGCGCCAACGCGUGAGACGGACACUGGAGAAAGCAUGGCCGAUUCAAGAGCAUCUGAAAAUGGACAAAGCGGAAGACUUGUUUGAAUGGAUUGGAGACUGCAUUGCCGAAGUCAUAGCCGACAGUCUUGCCUCGGACGCUACCAAGGGGGAGAUUCCGGAGGAACUGGAGAUGGGUAUUACCUUCAGCUUCCCUAUAAUGCAGGAAUCGCUGGGCGAGGCUACACUAAUGCCAAUGGGCAAAGGGUUUGCGAUUACAUCUGAUCUCAAUCUACGCAAUAUACUCCUUACCGGCUAUGAAAAGCAUACAAGGCGAUCUGAAGACGACGAACCGUCAACCAAGCGACGGAAGCUCUAUGCGCUUCCCAAGCUGAAAAUUGCUGCCAUCACUAACGAUGCCGUUGCUACUCUAGUCUCGUCAGCGUAUUGUGUCAAGUCGUUGCCAAAUAGUCGCGUUACAAUGGCCAUCAUUGUUGGCACGGGCUGCAAUGCCACGAUACCCAUGUCUUUGACGGAUUUACACGAAUCCAAGGCCAAGUUGGUUAGCUCACGAGACCCCAAAGCCACGCAAACAAUAGUUAACACGGAAAUCACUAUUUCUGGUGCUGCGGCGCCAUUGAAGGAGCUGAACAUCACCACUAAAUGGGAUGUUGAGCUCGACCGAGCAUGUUCUCGGCCCGGUUUCCAACCCCUUGAAUACAUGACGGGUGGUCGUUAUAUUGGCGAACUUGUGCGAAUUGUGUUUUUCGACUAUCUCACCAAUGUGCUUGGAGUCACCAAAAAAGAGUUGCCAGCAAAUUUGGUGCAUGAAUACGCUCUUUCCACAUACUAUCUCUCGAAUAAGGUUGCACGCAGUCGGUCUGCCCAAGAAUUGGUGAUGGAGCUCUCACGAUCUUUACCGCCACCAGAGUCCAGUGAUUGGUCUUGGAGCAGAGAGACUGCAAUUGCAUUCCAAAAAGUCACCAGGGCGGUUCAGACUCGCUCAGCAGGACUCAUCGCCUCAGCAGUUAUAGGCCUUCUUGCAUGCACACGCGAAAUUCAGCUGAGAGACGAUAGUGCGCGAAACUCGCCUCAACCUCCGCUGGCAGGCAUCCAAAGUGGAGACUCCAAUGACGAUCAACAAGAAACAGCUGCUGCUCUUGCCGCUACCAAUAAGACGCUCACGUCUGAGAGUAAUAACCAGCGAGGUCUCAUAGUGCCUGUAUUGGCGCCAGCGCCGGCAGACUGGCAUUCCGGACCUGAGGAGUUGGUUGUCGCCUACACGGGAGGAAUCAUUCAGAAUUAUCCCAACUUCAAGGAAACGUGUCAGUCCUAUAUAGAUCGAAUGAUUAUGCGGACGGGUCCUCAGAUGGGUGGCAAGUCUGUCUUUCUACGCGAGGCUUCUGAUGGAGGCGUGAUUGGGGCUGGAGUGCUUGCUGGCAUGGUUGCUGGUCAGACUUGA
Talaromyces atroroseus is the source of this 1863-nucleotide messenger RNA. RefSeq lists its product as hypothetical. Gene Ontology annotation, molecular function: glucokinase activity; D-glucose binding; fructokinase activity. Gene Ontology annotation, cellular component: cytosol; mitochondrion. The record is from RefSeq and is a predicted model, not a curated record. Lineage: Eukaryota; Fungi; Ascomycota; Eurotiomycetes; Eurotiales; Trichocomaceae. Gene Ontology annotation, biological process: intracellular glucose homeostasis; glycolytic process; glucose 6-phosphate metabolic process. Bases 1 to 1863 code for a protein of 620 amino acids. The transcript has 2 exons.